Molecule: messenger RNA, 1689 nt
Organism: Plodia interpunctella (Indianmeal moth)
Lineage: Eukaryota; Metazoa; Arthropoda; Insecta; Lepidoptera; Pyralidae
Gene: nenya
Product: nenya
Exons: 8
Coding region: 779-1576 (265 amino acids)
Biological process (GO): reciprocal meiotic recombination; protein sumoylation; homologous chromosome pairing at meiosis
Cellular component (GO): synaptonemal complex
Molecular function (GO): SUMO transferase activity
Source: RefSeq, a predicted model, not a curated record
AUUGAUCCGAGGUUUGACACAUUUUCGUCCAUGUCCUUAUGAUCAAAAUUAGUGAUCAAAAUUAAAUAAAAAGUAAUGUCGCAUGUCUUAAUGAAAUGACAAUUUUAUACGACAGCAGUACAGAUAAACAUAAAGAAAAAAAAUGUACAGAGCAACUCAUUUACAGCAUAGAUUUAGAAAGGGCCCUGCGCGCGGUUUACCAGGCCAGUUAUUCAUCUGUAUUUUUAAUUUAAAAUAUAUUUUAUUAAUAUUUUAUUGGCAGUACAAUUCAUGUAAAAUUAAAAAUCUAUUUUAAUUAAGGUAAAAUGUUUAAUUAAUCCGUUAGAUAAAAACAAAACAAUCCCUAAUUCACUUUGCAAUUGCAGUAUUUUUUUACAACAGUCUGGGAUACAUAUUUCAACAUUUUUAUGAUUAACAAAACUACCUAGGUUUUAGUUUUUUUAUAGGUACCAAUGUAGAAGGUGUAAGAGAUUUUUAUCACCUAUAACAAUAAUGUCUAGCUGAAAGUUGUUAAGCUAUAAAUAAAUAUUUUCUUCAUUACAUAGUUUUUUCGACAAGGCUGGCCAGUAUUAACUUUCAAGCAAAGAUUAAGAAUUUUUUUUUCGUAGAAUAUUUAUUAUCUUUGGCGUUAGCCAGUAUACCAUGUCGCUUAAAAAUAUGGCGGGAGCUGUCAUAAGAUUUAAAAAAAGUGUUAUGAUACUAUGUGACUAUUAUUAUUAUGUGUAAACAAAUUAAUAAUACAAGUUUAUAGUUGAAAUAUAACAAUUAUAUAAAUACAAUGGAUUGGAUUCAUUGUAAUAAUUGUUUUUCCCAGUUAGAUCCUGGUAUUACUCUCCAUUUGACAUCAUGUGGUCAUAUGUUUUGUAACAAUUGUUUAAAUAAUGGAUCACAGCAAAGCACAUGUUUAGUAUGCCGCAUGCCUUGUUCAAUUAUGAAACUGGUACCUGAUAUGAAACCAGAAAUUCAGGACUAUUUUACGGAACCUGAAGAAAUAAUCAAAAAAUGUUGUGAAGUUUUACAGUUUCAGAAACAACAUAGGCGUAGGCUUCUUUCCUAUUUAUUUCAGUCAACAAAGAAAUUUUACACGGCGAGAACCGAGCUGAAGCGAAUGACGGAGCUGUGCCAGAGACAACACAAGCAACUAAAGGAUUGUCAGAAGACCAUCAAACAUUUGGAGGCGCAGAUAGGACAGACAAAACUAUCGCCUUUCAACAUUCCAAUAUCUCCGGUGUCCAACAUGUCUUCGAAUUACUUACAAUCGACGCCGACAUACAAAAGGACUGCUAAAAGUACCCCGUAUAGCCAACCGUAUCAAUCCAACCUCGUGACCCCGUCACGGAUAAGCAAACAGAGGACAAGUAACUACAGCACUCAGAGUCAGAGAUCAAACACGUCCAACAAGAUAUCUUCGACGGUGUUCACUCCUCCGACUCCCGAGUCAGUAGGGUCCUUCCUUAGCCAAUACAGCAAUGAGUCAGGGUAUCUCUCCAACAGUCCCGUAUUAUACUGCAACGGCUAUGACAGAAAAUGCUCAUUGAAUAAAAAAAUGUUACGAAGAAGUAUUGAUUUGGUUUAAACUCGCAAUUGUUCCUUGAUUGUUAGUUAAGUUGCAUGUAGUAUAAGAGUAAGGUUAAUUAGAUUUAAUGCUUUUAUAACUGCCUGCUUGAUUUUGUUCCUAAUAAAAAAAAU